Molecule: messenger RNA, 1723 nt
Organism: Apis cerana (Asiatic honeybee)
Lineage: Eukaryota; Metazoa; Arthropoda; Insecta; Hymenoptera; Apidae
Product: proclotting enzyme
Biological process (GO): proteolysis
Molecular function (GO): serine-type endopeptidase activity
Source: RefSeq, a predicted model, not a curated record
AAAUAGAUCAUAUUUUUAAUCUUUAUUUCAAAGAUAAAUGAUUAUUCUUACAUUUAAUUACAUUUUCUCGUAUUCCAGCAACGCUGUCGUCUCAUUUUAUUCUAAAUCAAUAAUAUCGCAUGCGAUAAAAUGAAAUACAUAAAAUAUACCUACGGUACAUAGAAAUACAAUAUUGUAUAUAAUAGAUGACGAUGUGUAAAAAUAUAAACGCAUUCUUAUACAUACUCCAAUAUGAAUCAAUGAAUCGGUUUCACGAUAUUAGCGCCUUAAUAUCAGCAAAACGAAAAGCGCCUGUGUACAACGGCUUGCAUAUUGCAGCAGCGCAGGCUUAUAAAUGAGCGCUCACGAUUCGUUUCCGCUGUUUUCUCCGUUCCGUGAUUCACGAUCGUUCUUUCUUCUGAUUAAUUCUAAUUCGCUCAAAGAGAUGCAGAUCAAAAGAAAAAUAAUACCAUCAAUAUUACAUCUUCUUAUUUUUUACGUAUCGUUCGUCCCAUCUUCCACUGAAAAUAGACACGCAACAGAAAAUUUCGUUCGAGAAAAGGAGUCAGACGACUCGUGCACCGGAUUAAACAACGAGACAGGACGUUGCGACUAUUUGAGACGAUGUUUUUACCACGAGUACGAUUUAAAUUUUACGCUCGCUGUGAUUCACUCAUGCACGAUAGGAAAAGCAUACAUGGGCAUUUGUUGCUCGAAUCGUUGGAAUGGAAUGUACAAAAAGGAUACGGAGGAUCAAAGUUUCGCUAAAGUUCUUCCGUUAAUUGCGGUGGACAAUAAGGAAAAACGAAACGACGGCAGGAUCGUUUGGUCGACGGAAGAAGAGGGCUUGUCAAGCUCGUCCCGAAAUCCGCAAGCGUCGAGAGGAUGCGGAACAACGUUGAAAAGUCGAAGCAGACUAGCUGGUGGUAGGCCGGCCGAUCCGACAGAGUGGCCUUGGAUGGCGGCCCUCCUCAAAAAAGACAAGUCUCAAUACUGCGGCGGCGUCCUAAUCACGGAUAGACACGUUUUAACCGCGGCUCACUGCGUCGACGGUUUGAAACCUCGAGACGUGAGAGUGAGGCUUGGCGAAUACGAUUUCGAGUCGACGGAAGAGACGAGGGCUUUAGACUUCUCCAUCGUUGAAAUCAGUAUCCAUCCGGAUUUCGAUACGGCCACGUACGAGAACGACAUAGCCGUGGUCAAGAUGCACCGACCGACUAUUUUCGACAGUUACAUCUGGCCGGUGUGCCUGCCACCUAUCGGUCGAUCGUUCGAGAACGAGAGCGCGAUCGUGACGGGGUGGGGCACUCGAUAUUAUGGUGGGCCAGCGAGCACGGUUUUGAUGGAGGUCGGUGUACCGGUAUGGCCACGAGACAAGUGCACGCGAAGUUUCGUCCAACGAAUUCCCAACACGGCUAUCUGCGCCGGUUCUUACGAAGGUGGAGGUGAUUCUUGCCAGGGUGAUUCGGGUGGGCCGUUAUUGCACCAACUUGAAAACGGUAGAUGGGUGAAUAUCGGGAUAGUGUCUUGGGGAAUCGGAUGUGGAAAUCGAGGAGUUCCUGGAAUAUACACGCGGGUCAAUUUCUAUCUCGAUUGGAUACUCAAGAAUGCUGUGUUGUAGGUUUCAACAUCUCUCUUCCAAUGACUGCGUUUAAAAUCGUAAAUAUAAUGAAUGUAAAUUAAUUACGAUCUACGAUAAUUAUAUCAUUCUCGUUUAAAAAUAAAUUAAAAGUAAAUUAAAAAA